Phycomyces blakesleeanus NRRL 1555(-) is the source of this 807-nucleotide messenger RNA. RefSeq names its product carbohydrate-binding module family 50 protein. The transcript has 2 exons. Bases 1 to 807 code for a protein of 268 amino acids. NCBI's taxonomy places the organism in Eukaryota, Fungi, Mucoromycota, Mucoromycetes, Mucorales, Phycomycetaceae. The record is from RefSeq and is a predicted model, not a curated record.
AUGAAGCUUUCUCUUUUUACUAUUUCCGCUCUUGCAUUGGCCGGUAUGGUUUCCGCUGCUCCUGCAGUUGGUUGCGCUGAAAAACAUAUUGCUGCUCAGGGUGAAACGUGUGUGUCCGUUGCAGCCAAAUUUGACAUUACCGUCAAAGAAUUCCAAGGUUUUAACCUUGGACAUGGAAGCGAAAUCAAUAACUGCAAGAGUCUUGUAGUAGGAUCUUCCUAUUGUGUCAAGCCUUUGUCCACUGUCUCCAAAAACAAGCGCAGCGAGAAAGAGCCUGAGCACAAGAAGCCUAUCCACAAACCAUCCAAGGUUGUCCCAAAGCCUAUCAAGCCUACUCAAGAACCUAAUGUCGAGCAUCCCCAAGACAAGCGCGGCGAGAAAGAGGCUGAGCACAAGAAGCCUAUCCACAAACCAUCCAAGGUUGUCCCAAAGCCUAUCAAGCCUACUCAAGAACCUAAUGUCGAGCAUCCCCAAGAAAAGCGCGGUGAGAAUAGUCCUAAGAAAGAAGAGAUGGCCAAGAAACAAAAGAAGACCACUAAGAAACCCGUCAAGACCACCUAUAAGCCAUCAAAGUCAACUAAGAAGGAUCAUGCUGCUACACCUAAAGGUGCUCAUCAUGCUACCCGCGCUGUUUCUGACUGUAAGAAGUACCAUGUUGUGAAGUCUGGAGAAACCUGUAAAACAAUUGCCAAGGAGAACAAAAUUACCAUGGCCCAGUUCAAGCAGUUUAACUCGGGGCUCUCUCAGGCCAUCGAUAGUGAAUGCCAGAAGCUUGUUGUCGGGCAGAGUUAUUGUAUCUCUUACUAG